CGUUCUCGUCUCAAGGCAAAGGGAAUCUGGACCGGAGGAAAAGCUCGAGGCCGCUGUCCGAAGGAACGGAGGACGGAAGCCACGACAAAUCAGUCAAGAUGGACACUAUGGAGGGAAUGAAGCAAACGCACUCUCUGCUGGUGCGCACUCUCUCCUUACGAGCCCGACGGGAGAGUCAGGUCAGCAUCUUCAACUUCCGGCCGCCGAACAAAGACUCGGAGGUGGAUUUCGCCGAUGAUGAGUUCAGCAAUCACGGUGAUUCGGACAGCCGCGGAGGGGCGCUGGCUCUGCCCUGGAGCAGGAGACGGACCAGCGCUCAGAGCACCUGCAGCCACAGCUCGCAGUUCUUCUUCCCGAGUCUCAACAUCAACGGGAAGAAACUCUUCGUGGCCAUCGAUCAGAACGGCAUCUCGGGCCAGGGACCGCUGUCUCCGCUGCCGCUGCCCACGUGCACCAUGGAGAAGGUCAAGGAGGAGAGCGGACACAACUCCAGCAAUGAGCUGAGCAGUAUGCUCCUGCCCCAGCUGCCCCAGGAGGGCCGAGACCGGACCCUGAGCGCCACCAGCUACAUCACUGACGCCAUGGAAGAGCUGGAGGAGGCGCAGCAGAAGUGUCACCCGUGCUGGUACGUGUUUGCACACAAGUACCUGGUGUGGACGUGUUCCCCCGACUGGCUGAAGGUGAAGGAGUGGGUGAAGUUCAUGGUGAACGAUCCGUUUCUGGAUCUGACCAUCACUAUCUGCAUCGUUCUCAACACACUCUUCAUGGCUCUGGAACACUAUCCCAUGACAGACGAGUUCAACCGCAUGCUGUCUGUAGGGAACCUGGUGUUCACAGGCAUCUUCACAGCGGAGAUGGUCCUGAAGAUCAUCGCUCUGGAUCCGUAUUAUUACUUUCAGCAGGGCUGGAACAUCUUUGACAGUCUGAUCGUGAGUCUGAGUCUCAUGGAGCUGGGCUUGUCCAACGUGGAGGGUCUGUCCGUCCUGCGCUCCUUCAGACUGUUGCGAGUCUUCAAGCUGGCGAAGUCGUGGCCGACGCUGAACACGCUCAUAAAGAUCAUCGGGAACUCGGUGGGCGCUCUGGGGAACCUGACCCUGGUUCUGGCCAUCAUCGUCUUCAUCUUCGCUGUGGUCGGCAUGCAGCUGUUCGGGAAGAACUACGAGUCGUGCGUGUGUAAGAUCUCCAAGGACUGUACGCUGCCCCGCUGGCACAUGAAGGACUUCUUCCACUCGUUCCUCAUCGUUUUCCGGGUCUUGUGCGGAGAGUGGAUCGAGACCAUGUGGGACUGUAUGGAAGUGGCGGGUCAGCCGCUCUGCAUCCUGGUCUUCAUGCUGGUCAUGGUCAUCGGGAACCUCGUGGUCUUGAACCUCUUCUUGGCGUUGCUCCUGAGCUCCUUCAGCGCAGACAACCUCUCAUCUCCGGACGAGGACGGAGAAAUGAACAACCUGCAGAUCGCCAUCGCUCGCAUCCAGCGUGGGAUGCUGUGGCUCCGGCAGGCGCUCUGCGACUUCUUCAACGGGAACUUCAAGCGGCGCCGGCAGAAGGCCAAGGAGGCCAAAGCCAUGCUGAAGCUGAAGAGACUGAGCCAGCAGACGCACUGGGCCGAGGGCAACGGGACGGCCGUCAUCGAGCGCGCCGCGGAGGACGACAGCUACAUGACCAACCCCAACCUCACCAUCAGCGUCCCCAUCGCACCCGGAGAGUCUGACGUGGAGUUCCCCGAGGAAGAUGAUACGAACAAAGAAGAAGAAGAAGAAGAGGCCAGCGAGAGCGAGGAGGAGGAACGAGAGGAAACCAAACCAAGUGAUGACACCAGCCUAUCAGAGGGCAGCACGAUUGACCUCAGGAAACCCGGCGAGGAGGAGGAUGAGUACUCUGAGACAGCUGAAGAGGCCAUGGAUCCAGAAAACUGCCUUCCUGACUUUUGUUUACGUCACUUUAAGUGCUGUGAUAUCAACACGUCCGAGGGUCUGGGUCGAGCCUGGUGGCAUCUGAGAAAGACGUGUUAUCAGAUAGUGGAGCACAGCUGGUUUGAGUCCUUCAUCAUCUUCAUGAUCCUCCUCAGCAGUGGAGCGCUGGCAUUUGAAGACAUUUACAUUGAACAAAGGAAAGUGGUCAAAGUGGGGGUCCUUGAUACGCAGAACAAGAUCUUCACCUACAUCAUCAUCUAAAAAACUACUAAGAAGAUCACCUACUAUUUCAUCAAAAAAUACACCAACAACUACUCCUGGCGCUGGCUGGACUUUCUCAUUGUGUCAGUGAUUGGUCUGGUGGCACGUGUGGUCAAUUAUGAUCAGAUUGGCUCCAUGCGGGUUCUGCGGACGUUCCGGGCGCUGCGGCCUCUCCGCGCCGUGUCUCGCUUUGCUGGGAUGAGGGUGGUGGUGAACGCUCUGAUCGGCGCGAUCCCGUCCAUCAUGAACGUGCUGCUGGUGUGUCUGAUCUUCUGGCUGAUCUUCAGCAUCAUGGGAGUCAAUCUGUUCGCCGGGAAGUUCGGCCGCUGCGUCAACCGCACCGGCUUCAUCUUCAACUCCUCCUUCAUCAACAACAAGAGCGAGUUGUGCUUGGAGAUGAACAGCAUCUGUUCCUCAAACUGGACCAAAUUCAAGGUCAACUUCGACAACGUGGGCGCCGGGUACCUCGCGCUGCUGCAAGUGGCCACUUUUAAGGGCUGGAUGGAGAUCAUGUACGCCGCGGUCGACUCACGAUCUGUGGAAGAGCAGCCCAUUAAAGAGAACAGCCUGUACAUGUACCUGUACUUCGUCAUCUUCAUCAUCUUCGGCUCCUUCUUCACGCUCAAUCUCUUCAUCGGUGUCAUCAUUGACAAUUUCAAUCAACAGAAGCGAAAGUUAGGAGGACAGGACAUCUUCAUGACAGAAGAGCAGAAGAAAUAUUAUAACGCCAUGAAGAAACUGGGAACCAAGAAACCUCAGAAACCCAUCCCAAGGCCUACUAACUCGAUCCAAGGAUUCUUCUUCGACUUGGUGUCCAAACAAGCCUUUGACAUCAUGAUAAUGCUGCUGAUCAUCCUGAACAUGGUGACGAUGAUGGUGGAGACGGACGAACAGUCUCCCAGCAUCGAGUACAUCCUCUACUACGUCAACCUGGCCUUCAUCGUCGUCUUCACCACCGAGUGCAUCAUCAAACUCAUCGCCCUGCGCUGCUACUUCUUCACCGUCAGCUGGAACAUCUUCGACUUUGUGGUUGUCAUCCUCUCCAUUGUGGGUAUCGUUCUCGCAGACAUCAUCGAGAAGUACUUCGUCUCGCCCACACUCUUCCGCGUCAUCCGCUUGGCUCGAAUCGGACGAAUCCUUCGGCUCAUCCGCGGCGCGAAAGGAAUCCGGACGUUGCUUUUUGCUUUAAUGAUGUCUCUCCCGGCGUUGUUCAACAUCGGCCUCCUGCUGUUCCUCGUCAUGUUCAUCUACGCCAUCUUCGGCAUGGCCAACUUCGCCUACGUCAAGAGGCAAGCCGGCAUCGACGACAUGUUCAACUUCGAAACGUUCGGAAACAGCAUGAUCUGCCUCUUCCAGAUCACAACGUCGGCCGGAUGGGACAAUCUGCUCAGUCCGAUCCUCAACAACUCUCCGGAAGAGUGCGACCCGAAUGUUCCUCACACCGGGACGAACGUUCGCGGAAACUGCGGGAAUCCUUCGGUGGGCAUCACGUUCUUCGUAACCUACAUAAUCAUUUCGUUUCUCAUCGUGGUCAACAUGUACAUCGCGAUUAUACUGGAGAACUUCAGCGUGGCCACCGAGGAGAGCACGGAGCCGCUGAGCGAGGACGACUUCGAGAUGUUCUACGAAGUCUGGGAGAAGUUCGAUCAGGAAGCGACGCAGUUCAUCGAAUACUCCAAACUCUCGGAUUUCGCCGACUCGCUCUCCGAGCCGCUGCGCAUCACCAAACCCAACAAAAUCAAACUGAUUUCCAUGGACCUUCCGAUGGUGAGCGGCGAUAAGAUCCAUUGUUUGGACAUCCUCUUCGCGUUCACCAAACGCGUUCUUGGAGAGUCGGACGAAAUGGACGCUUUAAAGCAACAAAUGGAAGAGAAGUUCAUGAUGGCGAACCCGUCCAAGAUCUCCUACGAGCCGAUCACGACGACGCUUCGGCGCAAGCAAGAGGAAGUUUCCGCCAUCAUGAUCCAGCGCUCGUAUCGGAGGCAUCUAAUGCGGCGCCAGCUGAAACAAGCAUCGCUACUUUAUCGUCAACUCAACAUGACAGACGCCGACAAAGACGGCGACAGUUCGCCAGAGAACGAAGGACUUAUAGUUGCGAUGAUAAUGGAGAACUACGGCGCCGAGGCCGAAGUUACGGAAACGCUCUCGGCUACUUCGUGUCCGCCAUCGUACGACAGCGUCACGCGAGUGACUCCCGAGCUUUUUCACGCUCUAAUCCCAGACGCCGCGAACACGGACCUGAGCGAGCCUUUGACAGACCGAGAUCGCGAGACGUUUCUGUGACGACGGACGUCGUUUCCUUUUGUUUACCGAAUGUAACAUAGACACAAAAUCCUGCGGUUGUGCAUCAGAGGUUUUUGUAGACAAAAAAAACUCUUAUUUCUCUUGUGGCUCACGUCUGUUUGGAUAUACAAGGGGAAAGUGUCACACCGAACAUGCACACCUUCACAGUUUGAAUGCAUGAAUGAGAUCCGUAGUCGCAGUUGUAGAGGAUGUAAUCAUCGUAUAUUAGACUGAAAGCAACACAUUUUAAACAAAGCGUCUGCCAGACCGAGGUCUUACUUAAAACAGCGUGAUUCCUUUUAAGAUUUGAGAUGACGUAGAAGAAUCUUAGCGGUGCAUCCAUGUAAACGUUAUCGACCUGUCGUAGGUUCAUACUUCACCCCAUUUUUGAAAGCAUGAUGAUUACCUCUUUCUUUAGCGAUGAAAAGGCAGUGGUUUAGCCUGAGUAUUUGCACUUUUUUUGUUUGUUUUGCCAUUUCUUAUGACGUUUCGCUCAAUGCCAUCACAAGGUGCAGACAUCAAGACUAGUAAAAGACAAUCAGACAUGCACCAGAAAUGGUCACUUGCUAAAAACCUGUCUAGCGAACUAUUGCACAUGCUUCCGUUCAAACGCGCCACACAUUUGUUUCUAUUGUGAAGUAUUUAUUUUGCAUGUGGAAACUGCAUGGUAUGGAGGGGUAACAAGAACACUGAGAAUAAUUGUUUUGCACACUAUAUGCUCAGCAAUAAUUUGCUACAUUUAGGAAUAACAUUAAUGAUACUUAUUGGAGUUGAAAACGUGUCAAAGUUUCUACUGUAACGGCCUCCAGCUGUAACUGUGGCUUAUAUGACUAGUGAAGAUUAUAGCACACGUGUUUUUCUAUCUCGGGUUGGCAGGUUUGGUGAAGGGCUGUUUUAUGUAGCAAUAGAUCCCAAGUGUGCCUGCUAGAACUAAAUCCUGUGUUUAUAAUUCAUCUUUCUUCAUGCAUUUGUUUUGGUUUUUGUAAAUCGUUCGCAGACUCACCACAAAUACCAUCAAACGCAAACCGUUCCAUUGGCGUGCUUUGACACAUAUUCGCUUAUGGUGGUUUCUAUCCCAGUACUUAUUUGUAGAGAUAAAUAAUAUGACAUCUAAACAAAACAUUCUGCAAUGCUGUAUGUUAGUGGUACAAAAUGUAUUGUAUGAAACUACAAGGGAAUCGUCCACUUGGAUAAUCAAUGUUAUUACUACAAUAUUACAAUGUUAUUACUAGUUCGUCUAAAUCAAUUGAGAUGCAAGCAAACCUUCAAAUUAAAUUGACAUGAGGCUGCUUUAAUACACUAAUAACCUCGUUUUAAAACCUGAACAUUCAUUACCUUCACAUGCACAAGUGUGUGUUUCUGUCGUGUUGUGAUGAAUGAACUGUAAAUAAGCAUCAGAUGUCAUUGUGUACAUUUACAGGAAAUCUAAUACGUGACCUGUGCAAACUACAUUUACAGGCUUAAAAAACCACAGAGGCUAAAAUAGACUCAAGCUCGGUUAAUUGCUAAUACAAUUAUUCUGAUAUGAGCGUCACUGAAGGGCGCCGAUGCAAAGCUGUAUCUUCUCAGAUCAAGGUUUGUUUGCAUUACAUUUGAACACUUUUGGACCUUAUUUAGGCUGGAUACCAUAAUUAAUUUGAUGAAAAUGAGGCUGUGAGGGCAACAACCCAUGAAAAUAAUUUUUAAAAUGAUCUAGAAAUCAACUCGGUAUAAUACAUUGAGGCUUCUUAAUAAACGACACUGAGUUUCUGGGUUCCUUUGAAAUGCAUUUGAUAGAUAGUUGAUAAUAGAAAUUAUUUACUUUAGAAAUUUUAACCAUUGAACAGAUCAAAUAUUCCUUACACUGGGGGAAAAUGGAUUAGAAAAAGUAAAUUUCACAAAAAAAAUAUUACAAAGAAAAGGCAAGUAACAUUGAAUUAAAUGUGAAUUUUUUAAAGUAGAUUAUAAAAUGUACUCCGAUAACCUUUAUUUGCAACUUAAAAAAAAAAAAAAAAAAUUAAUUUAAUUUGCAUCAGUUUAAAUACGGCAUUCAUUGGCAAAAGCUUAAAUAUAAUAAAUAUAACCCAUCUAAUUUGGGUUUUAACCGAUUUGCCUGAAAGAAAAAAAACACUGCAUGUUUAAUGUAAUGUUUAAAACCGACAUUUCUAUCCAUAAAAUCACAUUUUAUUUACCGUUGAAGUAGAAAGUGUCUGUUUUUUUACUCCUAAGUUGAACAUUAAAUCAAAAUCGCCCUAAAAUCAAUGUUUCUGGUUUUGUGAAUGAUUCAUCUGACAAUAUUAUAAAAAACAAACAUUUUAUUUCAAUAAUCAUUCGAAAAACUUUCCUUUAACGCUGAUAGGAUCAAUGUAACCAUCCAAUCAUUGUGUUUUGCUCACAUUACAGAAGGAAAAUGGAUUGCAAAUGCAGUUUCAUGUUGACUUCAAAAAUGGCUUCAAAUGGAAACACAAAUAAAAACACUGAGGAGCGAGUUAUUUCUGGACAUAAUUAGCAACAUCUGGACUGUGUGUGAUGAACUGCCUUUGGUCAAACUCUAUUUGCACAGGAGAGGAGCCAUACAUUUCUCUGAAGGUUUUGUGUUGGUGUUUGUGAGAUGUGCUCAUGCAUGCAGUGCUGCUUUUCCAUGGCGAGGCUGGGGCCGUGGUUUGGCUUCUUGACGUGAUGCUUUCGGACGGCUCUUUUGUCGUGGAAGCGCGGCAGAUUUGCUGUGACUUCGGCCUCCUUCUGUUCAGCUCACUUCUCUCUCCUCAUCCAACAAAGCCAAAGAGUCUUUCUGAUUACUGCAGAACGAGUCGUGACGCUCGGAAUAAAGCACACGGGCUCCGUUUCAAACCCUAGUGAGUCUACAUAGGCAGCUGCCUAUUAAGGGUGAUUCUGAACGCUCUAGUUACUGUAACUCGAAUAAUGUUGCUUGUACAAAAAGUACUUCAAUAAUACAUUAGAUUCAUUAGAUUUGACUAUAUAUGUAUUUUUCACUAUUUUUGCAGUGCAUUUUAGGUCUGUCUUUUUUGUAGAAGGUUUUGAAACAUUUGUGUUUGAAUUGCAUUUUAAUUUCUAUGCACUUGGAUCGCACAGUUUUCACACGAACAAACUAAAGUUGAUGUGAUGCAUAAAAAAAGUCAUUUUCACAUAGAGAUUGCUAUUAAAUUAAAUUGCUAAUAAUUGCAAAGAAAUUGCAAGUAACACAUUCAGUUAAAAGUUAAAGUAAUAGUAGAAAAACUGGAAUAUUGUUUUCUUGUAAAUUAUUAUUUUUUUAUAUAUACAUUUUAUACAUUUAUUUUAACUGAAUUAAUAUCACU
Messenger RNA from Cyprinus carpio (common carp), 7750 nucleotides. RefSeq names its product sodium channel protein type 2 subunit alpha-like. Gene Ontology annotation, biological process: membrane depolarization during action potential; neuronal action potential; sodium ion transmembrane transport. Gene Ontology annotation, cellular component: voltage-gated sodium channel complex; plasma membrane; axon. The record is from RefSeq and is a predicted model, not a curated record. Lineage: Eukaryota; Metazoa; Chordata; Actinopteri; Cypriniformes; Cyprinidae. Gene Ontology annotation, molecular function: voltage-gated sodium channel activity; protein binding.